AUGGAGCUAGAACUAGGGCUGGGUCUUCCGAACCAGAGUAGUAGUAGUAGUGGUCAUGUGAUGGUGAAAGGGCUGCAGCUUGACCUAAACUCAUCUUCUUCUACUACUUAUCAAAAUAAUCUUCCUAGGUUUCUUUAUCGAGAUGUUUGUUCCGAUCAUGAUCAUCAAGAAGAAGUUGAAAGCAAGGAUUUGUCUUUACUCUUGUGGAGUGGCCAACCUAACCAAGAAGACGACGAUCCACCCCCACACAAGUGGACAAAUCUACUUCACUUAAACGACGACGUACAGAUGAAUGAUGAUGAAGAAGAUACGGAAAUAGUGGGAUGGCCGCCGAUAAAUUCAGUGAGGAAGGAGUUGCUCCACCGCAACCAGCAGCAGCGGCGGCAGCGAGUGAUUAAUAUUAUUCCGGGGGCGAGAAAUAAUAUUAAUAAGUCAAUGUAUGUGAAGGUGAAGAUGGAGGGUGUCCCCAUUGGAAGGAAAAUUGAUCUCAGCCUUUAUCAUUCUUAUCUAUCUUUAACCCAUGCCUUUAUCCACAUGUUUUCUAAAUACACAGCUUAUAAAGAAGAGAAUAGAGAUGGGGGGGAGUAUAGAAUCUUGUACCAGGACAAAGAUGGAGAUUGGAUGCUUGCAGGAGAUGUCCCCUGGGAAAGAUUUGUGGAAUCUGUGAGACGUGUGGAGAUAAUACUAAGGAAAGACAACUAGCUAAGAUCGAUUAUAUUGUUGUCAUAAUUAAUUAAUUAGGUUGUGUCGUGUGUUGUUGAGGAUGAAUGGACAAGUCUGUACUUAAAUUAAGUAUUCAAGGACAAAAACCAGAACAAAUUGUAGAAACAACAACUUGUUAUCCUUACAAUCUGUUGUAAUUGUAUGAUUUAUAUAUAUAAUUAUUGUUAUUGUUUCA
Messenger RNA from Erythranthe guttata (spotted monkey flower), 898 nucleotides. The record is from RefSeq and is a predicted model, not a curated record. NCBI's taxonomy places the organism in Eukaryota, Viridiplantae, Streptophyta, Magnoliopsida, Lamiales, Phrymaceae.